Molecule: messenger RNA, 1158 nt
Organism: Brachypodium distachyon (stiff brome)
Lineage: Eukaryota; Viridiplantae; Streptophyta; Magnoliopsida; Poales; Poaceae
Product: gamma-glutamyl peptidase 3
Exons: 4
Coding region: 129-977 (282 amino acids)
Cellular component (GO): cytosol
Source: RefSeq, a predicted model, not a curated record
GCCAUUCCUCGUCUCCUCCCCAUUGGCACCCAACCAAAAAAAACGAAUUUAGCCAGGAACAAGAACACAAUCCCUAGCUCCUCCUCUCCUCCGCGCUCCGCUCCCAUUCCCGCCCGAUCCCUCUCGCCAUGGGAAUGGGGCCGCUGGAGAACGCCGCCCCCGCCGCCGCCGACGGCGCCGCGCCGGUGAUGGCGGCGCCGGCGGUGGUGGCGAAGGCGGGGUCGUACGCGGUGCUGCAGUGCGGGGAGGACUCGGAGUACGUGCGCAAGGCGUACGGGGGAUACUUCGAGGUGUUCCGGGCGCUGCUGGCGGAAGAAGGGGAGCGCUGGCAGGUGUACAAGGCCGUGCGCGGGGAGCUCCCCGGGGAGGCCGAGGCGGCCGGGUUCGACGGGUUCGUCAUCUCCGGCAGCUGCAGCGACGCGCACUCAGACGAGCCGUGGAUCCUCGCGCUCGUCGACCUCAUCCGCCGCCAGCACGCCGCGGGGAAGCGCGUCCUCGGCGUCUGCUUUGGCCACCAGGUCCUGUGCCGUGCACUGGGCGGCAAGACUGGGAGAUCCUGCAAGGGCUGGGACAUCGGCGUGAGCUGCAUGCACCCCACCGCUGCUGCGGCCAGGCUCUUCGCUCCCCUCAAGCUGCCCGUCCACAUGCCCAUCAUCGAGUUCCACCAGGACGAGGUGUGGGAGCUGCCUCCUGGCGCUGAGGUGCUGGCCCGUUCUGACAAGACCAGCGUCGAGAUGUUCCGGCUCGGUGACCACGCCAUGGGCGUCCAGGGCCACCCUGAGUACAGCAAGGACAUCCUCAUGAGCAUCGCUGACCGCCUCCUCCAGCGGGACCUCAUCCUGGACUGUCAGGUGGACGUGGCGAAGGCGAGCUUCGACGUGCGGCAGCCGGACAAGGAGCUGUGGAAGAAGGUGUGCAGGGGCUUCCUCAAGGCGAGGCUCCAGUCGCAGCAGCAGAAGCAACAUAAGUUGCUAUAGGAGUUUACAGUGAGUGAGCAACUGAGGAAAGAGGAGGAGAAGAGUAGUAGCAUUGAGAGAGAGGGAGUUGUGAGCGCUAGGUUAAUCCUUAUUUUUCUGCUUCGAGCGUUGACCAUCUUGUACAGAAACCUAUUUAUUCGAAGCAUUAAUAAAAAAAAAUUGGGUGCUUUGGCGAUCUGAA